Messenger RNA from Pseudomassariella vexata, 1133 nucleotides. RefSeq names its product SNARE domain-containing protein. The transcript is spliced from 2 exons. The record is from RefSeq and is a predicted model, not a curated record. Gene Ontology annotation, cellular component: membrane. Gene Ontology annotation, biological process: Golgi vesicle transport. The coding region runs from base 250 to 999 and encodes 249 amino acids. NCBI's taxonomy places the organism in Eukaryota, Fungi, Ascomycota, Sordariomycetes, Amphisphaeriales, Pseudomassariaceae.
GACUAUUUCCACCAGACUGCCCAUGUACGAAGUACGUACCUCCACUAUGAGAUACACUGAUCCCUGCGCAUCUCCCGACAUCUUUCCGAACAAUGAGUUCAGGGACACGCAGCGUCAUCCUCCACGAACACCUAGCUUCAGCGUCGCGUCUCAUUUGUCAACCUGACCUUAUGGGCCGCAAAACGUUUGAUUCAUAACUGCACGCAGAUGUAGACAGUCAAUGCUUUUUCGCGCGUUAAACCCGGCAGGAUGAUGUCCUUGACGAACGAGGAGGAUCCUUUCCUCCAGGUCCAACAAGAUGUCCUCUCCCAACUCCAAUCCACUCGGCCCCUAUUCGCCUCCUACCUGCGCAUCCGCUCCCUGUCCACGACCACCAUAUCACCCGAGCUAAGCUCCGUGCGUGCCGACCUCGAAUCAGCCCUCGCAUCCCUGAGCGAAGACCUCGCUGACCUGACUGAGUCCGUCAAAGCCGUCGAGUCGGACCCCGUUCAAUAUGGCGUAUCGAUGUCAGAGCUUAAGCGGCGGCAGCGGCUAGUGAAAGAAGUCGGGGGCGAGAUCGAGGACAUGCGAGAGGAACUGAGCAAAAAGGUCGACAGCUCAGCAGCGGCGCGGGCAGCUAGACAAGCGGCUAACAACGAGCUUCCUGACCCGAAUGCCUUCGCCAUCGGCGAUGGCGAUGAGGGUGACAACUACACCGAGUUCGAGCAUCGGCAGCAGACGCUGAUGAUGCGGGACCAGGACGAGACACUCGACGGGGUGGCCAUGACGGUGGGGAAUCUGAGGCGGCAGGCUGAUGAUAUGGGUCGGGAGCUCGAGGAGCAGCGCGAGAUGCUUGAGGUCGUGGAUAACGCGGCUGAUCGCGUCGGCAGUAGACUGGCAACCGGGGUGGCAAAACUAAAUCACAUUGUGCGGCAGAACGAGGAUAGGUGGAGCGGGUGCUGUAUAGGUGUUUUGAUUAUGGUGUUGAUUAUACUGCUGGUCCUGCUCUUGAUACUAUGACGGACCUGGUGCUGGGAAAUGGCACUGACGUACCGUGACUAAUUGGGAUGGUUUAUCUUUCGUCAUUUGGUCACAGAGUAAUCAUUGCACCGAAGGGCUGCAAUGGCACAUGUCCAUUUUGCUCAUUCAUGGAU